UGGACUUUGCUGCCUACUGCUAGUCCUGGUUACUUUAUUCACUUUGGCAGUGAAAUGAACUCUGAGAAUGAAUUCAUUCAACUCUCUACCUCAUCGCGAUCGCGAGUUUUGCUCAUGACAAAACCGAAACCGCAACAGUAUUUUGUGAAUACCUCCAAGUGUCAUAUUCCCUUUGUGGAUCCCUUCAACAUGGAGGUUAUGGAGAUAUAUAAGCCGCAGAUACUGGUCACUUGCUCCAAUGAGACUGACCUAAUCUCGACCGAGUAUAACUCUCGGCUGCAGCGAUAUAUCCUUCACAUUGACGAGGAAGUUGCCCAGCAAUUGAUGAACUUCACCGAAUCGGAGUAUAAUUGCUUCUACCGUGAAAUAUUGUAUGGGAAGAAAGUAGAUAGCUAUGACAAUCUCAAGGCGAUUAAGUUUACCGAUGGCUAUGUGGUGCCGGAGCAUGUAGAGGGUAUGGUUGUCGAAUGCCACACGGCGGAGGAGCCCAAGGUGCUCCUCCAGAAGGAUGCCUUCACCUUUGUCCAGCAUCAGCCGUUGCCCAGGAAUCUGCAGCAGCCGCUUGCCGCCCGGAAACAUGUGAUUAUGUAUGGCAUAGAUUCUCUAUCCCGCAUUAAUCUGCGACGUACUAUGCCCAAGGUUUUUAGUUUCCUGCAAAGUGAUGGUUGGUACGAAAUGCAGGGAUACAAUAAGGUGAGUUGGCGACAAUUCGUUCCCAACAUUUUAGCCAUUCUAAGUGGCUACUCGGUGGAGGCGGCCAAAGAGCAGCUCUGCGAUACGGACAGCGGUUGCCUGGAUGAGAUGCCCAUGAUAUGGAAGUACUUUAAGAAUGCCAGCUACCUGACUGCAUAUGCAGAGGACGAGAGCAAUUCGAAUCACUUCAAUUACCUGAAACCAGGAUUCUCAAAGAAACCCGUGGACUAUUACUUCCGGCCCAUGUUGAAAGCUCUGGAGUCUGAAAUGAAGGUGUAUCGGUUACCGGAACGUGAUUAUAUGCGAUAUUGUCUGGGCCGUCGGCUGGCAAAUCGAUAUAUCUACGAUUAUGGGCAACAGUUUACCCAUAGAUUCGUACAGGAACGUCCCAUUUGGGUGUUCUGGUCGAAUCACUUCAGCCACGACGAUCCCUUUCUGCCCUCCGCAUGCAGAAAGGUCCUAGGCGAUCUGCUUGAUUUCAAGAUGGAAGGAGCAUUCGAGGAGAUGAUCAUGAUCUUUUUCGCCGAUCAUGGUUCACGCUAUGGAAAAUUGACAAGGCUAAAGGAGGGAUUCCUUGAGGAGCGGCUGCCCAUGAUGUUCAUAUAUCUACCGCCUUGGUUCCGUGAGACAUAUCCCACAUAUGCACGGGCACUGGAGUUGAAUCAGCAUCGAUUGAGCUCCAACUUUGAUUUGCACAAUACACAACACAUUGUCGAGAUUGGCGGUACACCGGAUGGUCCAACUUUGCCCAAAUCCUUCGAUUGUCCCACCUGCCAGUCCCUGUUCUAUCCACUGCCCGAGGAUCGAUGCUGCGAGGAUGCGGGCAUCGAGGAACAUUAUUGCACCUGCGAACCCUACAUUCCCAUCAGUGGCAAGGACUGGACCGAUGAUAUUUCCAAGAGCGUAAUCGAUCGAAUGAAUGAGUAUUUUGUUCACAAGAAUCUCAGCAAACUGUGCAGUAAUCUAACGCACUAUGUCCAUAAAACCGAGAUCAAGGCGAGUCUGAAGAGAACCAGCUUGUAUGAAGAUCUUGGAGAGUUGGAGACGGCUGUCUAUCGGGUUAAAUUCAAGGUUUACCAGAGUGCCGACUUUCAGGCCACCGUUGUCUAUAAUAAUGUCACGCAAAAUGCUGAAGUUAAUGUGGAAAAAAUCAGUAGAACUAACUCCUACAAAGGGGACUCAGCCUGCAUCGAUGACAAACUGGCCAAACUUUACUGCAUUUGCUAUAGUGCCAUGCUGUAGGAGUCUCU
Messenger RNA from Drosophila serrata, 1943 nucleotides. RefSeq lists its product as uncharacterized. The record is from RefSeq and is a predicted model, not a curated record. NCBI's taxonomy places the organism in Eukaryota, Metazoa, Arthropoda, Insecta, Diptera, Drosophilidae.